This is a messenger RNA of Trichoderma breve, 3393 nucleotides long. RefSeq lists its product as uncharacterized. Bases 1 to 3393 code for a protein of 1130 amino acids. Gene Ontology annotation, biological process: protein desumoylation. The transcript has 3 exons. The record is from RefSeq and is a predicted model, not a curated record. NCBI's taxonomy places the organism in Eukaryota, Fungi, Ascomycota, Sordariomycetes, Hypocreales, Hypocreaceae. Gene Ontology annotation, cellular component: nucleus; cytoplasm. Gene Ontology annotation, molecular function: SUMO-specific endopeptidase activity.
AUGCAAACUCGUUUCCAGAUUAUGGGGACCGGAGUCGCAGAUCUACCAUGGGUCCGGAACGGCUGGUUGGUCAUGACAUUCGUUGAUGGGGCGUUCUGCAGAGUACUGACAGCCAGCGAGCAGAAACAGAUCAACAGGCUGGUGGCCAAACCAGUCAAUACCCUCAGCGUGCGACGAUUCGAGAGCCACAACGAACCAGAUGUACCGUCUGCCAAGCGUCAAAAGAAAGACGGUGCGCGACCAUGCGACUCAACAAUGAGCCCAUAUUUCACGACACCUCGGGCGAAAAAGAACAGCGAGCUUCACGACGUCCGCGUUGAGCCGGACGAAAUAUAUGAUAUUAGAAGUAGUUCAAGCGCGGGAAAUGCAGGCGCCAGCAAUCUGUCACUCCUCGAAUAUCGGAACGUACUGCCGCCGAGUAAGAAAGGAAGUCGGCGACGUAGAAGCCGGACCGGGCUGAAUUCGAGUUCCCAGCAGCGCGAUCCGGUUGACUCCAGUUCUGGUCCCUAUCGACUUCCCACGAUUUCUACAAAGCGAACACUUAUAUCUACAAUCUCGGACAGCCCAGAUGUCCUCAAUUCUGAAAAGCCACCUUCUAGGGUUCCGGAGGCAGUUUCUGAUAUCUCUCCGCUUUUCAAUGCAAAAAGAGAACGACCACAUCGUCCUGGAGACAACUUUGGACGUCAGUUCAAACGGCAAAAGCCGUCAACAGCCAAGGAGACCAUCGACAUUUCGGAAGAUGAACUUCAGGCCGAUUCUGCCAAGCAGAAGGCCCCGAACGAAAGAGAAAACGCAAUCUCACGAUCCUCUGGCACUGCGGGUGGCUUUAGCAAGAAUCCUAUGCGAGGUGACAUCCAACACACGAUUUUUGGGAAAAGGUCACGCCGGCCACGAUCCGAAAUGAUAGCCAUAACCAGGGCAGUCUGUGGGAAAUGGGUCUAUAAUCGCGGCGACCGUUCCGGUGCAGUCUUUUUGCAUCGAGAAGGAAAGGAGGGCAAAAAACUUGACCCAGUAUUCGAAAAUGGUCAAGUAUCAGGCGAACAUGCUUGGCUGGGCGUUGAUCUAGAUCAAGUUCGUUCCUUUGGAGUUUCAGAGGUGCCGAACCGUUAUGGUUUCGUCUCACGCUCGCAAUCGGGAGAUGCAGGCCCAAAGCUUUAUCUGGAAUUUGAAAACCAUGAUGGCAUCGAGGCAUUCUGCCACGCUCUCAAGUCUGUGUCCAUCCCAGAGAAAUUCAUCGCUGAACUCGAAAAAAGGGCCGAGAGAGCGUUCGACGAGGCAAGGAGCUGGAUAGCUUCAAAUAGCCCUCCCAAGUACAGCAGCCUAAUAUUUGCCCAAGACAAGAGAGAAAACGAUACAGACCUAGCACCCUCAAACCCAGAUGGACGCCCAGGAUCGACGCGCGCAAAGCUAAAAGACAACUUAAUACAGUCAGCCAAGAGUUUGAAUGAUUCUGAUGCUUUGCAGCGAAAAGACAACUUAAUACAACCAGCCAAGGAUUUAGAUGAUUCUGAUACUCUGCGGCGAAGAGACAACUUAAUACAGUCAACCAAGAGUUUAGAUGAUUCUGAUGCUUUGCAGCGAGUUGAGGAGAUGCUAGAUUCCGAUACCCGUCGAUCUACGAGAUCAUCCGCUCCGACUACUCGCUAUCGCAUGCCGUCCCCGGUAGGCUGGACACAAGUUAACCCGGACUGGCAUGAAUCGUGGCAGGCACCGCUCGUAUUCCCCCCAACUGGAAAGAAUAGAGCGACGGUGGAUAAGAUUGACAUUCCCAGACUAGAUGAGAAUGAAUUCUUAAACGACAACCUCAUCAACUUUUACAUCCGAUACCUUGAGCACAAGUUGGAAAGAGAAAGGCCGGAACUGCUGCGCAAAGUCUACUUUUUCAGCACCUUCUUCUUUGAAAAGUUAAGGUCUACAAAGGGCAAGAUUAAUUAUGACGGUGUUAAAGCGUGGACUGCCAAGGUAGAUUUGCUAUCUUAUGACUACAUCGUUGUGCCCGUCAACGAACAUGCUCACUGGUAUCUGGCCAUUAUUUGCAAUGUUCCCAAUGCCAUCCAAUCCACCUGGGAAGGGAAAAGCUCAGAAACAUUGACAAAUUCAAUGUCCAAUGCCAUAGAAGUAACAGAUACGCCCAGCUCCCCCAGAUUAUCGACGGUUGAGAGAGAUUUGACAGAAAUCUCCUUGGAGGAUGGAACUACGGCGACUGGAAAGCAAAAAGAAGAGACAGCUGAGGUAUCGCGAUCGCCUCCUAAGAAGAGGAAAUCUGCAGGCGCUACAUCGUCCAAAUUUGACCCUUCACAGCCGAGAAUCAUCACCCUUGAUUCACUCGGUGGGCCACACGCCCCAACCUGCAAAGCGUUGAGGGAAUACUUGAUCGAAGAAGCAAAGACAAAGAAGGGGAUAGAGUUGACAACAGUUCCCGCAGGCAUGACAGCUAGAGGAAUACCCGAGCAAAACAACUUUUGCGAUUGCGGCGUCUUCAUUCUGGGCUAUAUGCAAGAGUUCUUGGUAAACCCUGAUGAAGCUGUGCGUAAGCUACUGAUGAAGGAAGAACUUGGAUGGAAUAUUCGUCCGUCUGAGAUGCGAAAUCGCAUAAGAGGGCUACUCUUUGAUCUUCAAGGCGAACAACAAGAGCACCACAAGCAACUCGAAAAGGAAAAAAGGCUCCGCAGGGCGAAGAAAAGGUCCAUGGCCCCAUCGAGCCCGCGAAGCUCUUCACCGGUCAGAUCGGUAGUAAUGUCACCCCUAGUACCAAAGCUGCCGGGUGCAUUUCCAUCAGAUUCUCCAGAGAGUAAGCCAGUACCAGAGACAGCGCUUUCGGCAUCAGAAUCUAUACAAGAAACCGACGGCUCGGAAGGCAAAGGCUCGAACGACAAUGCGUCUCAUGAAGCUCGUGAGAAGCCAAAUACAUUCGAAGAAUUCCGAUUCAUAACUCCCUUGCCUGGAUCGAGCAUCAGCCCCCCAAACACAAAGGACAAAACCCUUAUCGGCACUUCCUCUUCAAUCCCCAGACUUGACAGCCGCUCCAGUAGAGUUGUCGUAGAGCUGAAAUCUGCAAGGGGGUAUGACAAGAGCGAGUUUGAAGAGCCAACUUUGCUCGACGACGAUGAGGUCCAGAUUGUGAAAGAGCCAUACGCGCAAAAGGGCAGCUCAAAGGCUACAGAGACACGCAGGCGUCGACACUCUUCAGUGGAAGUGGUAGAGGCAACAACAAGUCGACCAACUUCAUCCUCUCGGAUGCAAAAUCAGGAGAACAAGCCUUCCGUCCAUACUUCGCCUCGGUUGAAACCGCGUCAGUCUAUUGAAUACGACAGUGACCAUAAGACCCGCGGAGAACCCAAAUAUGAUGGCAUAGACAGAUCGGGUAAAUCUUCUGGCCAAACAGUAUUAUAA